Cygnus atratus (black swan) is the source of this 1030-nucleotide messenger RNA. RefSeq names its product calcium binding tyrosine phosphorylation regulated (gene CABYR). Gene Ontology annotation, cellular component: sperm fibrous sheath; cytoplasm. The transcript has 5 exons. Gene Ontology annotation, molecular function: calcium ion binding. Bases 149 to 1030 code for a protein of 293 amino acids. The record is from RefSeq and is a predicted model, not a curated record. Gene Ontology annotation, biological process: sperm capacitation. NCBI's taxonomy places the organism in Eukaryota, Metazoa, Chordata, Aves, Anseriformes, Anatidae.
AGAUGAAGCCACUGUAGAUCACCUACACACUUCAGGAGCAAGGGCACCUGAACUUUAGAUCGUCUGUGCCCCUGGAAGCCCCUGCGGGUUGCUGCAGAGUCACAGAUGCCUGGCAGCAGAUGAGAACCUGUAAGGCACCUUCCAGUGGAUGAAGAUGAGCCUUUCAGUGACCGAGCUAUCUGUUCCAGACAGCCUCCACACCUUACUCGAGGGUGUGACCACAGCGGUCAUAAAACACAAACCAGUAGACACUGCAGAGUUUGUAGCUCUCUAUUUCCAAGACUUCAUUGCCUUUCAUAGAGACAAUCUAAAUUUGGACUUACAGGAAGUGGUGAAAAAAUUUGAUUUCAAGUACGAAAAUCUGACUGGGGAACUAGUAAGGAAGGCAUCGUACCACAGAGACACUUCACUGUCUAAUGAGCCCCAGAAAAAGGAAGCCUCUACUGAUACAGAGGAAGAUCAACUUCUUGAAGACCUUGCUAUCGAGUAUAGCUCCAAAGUAAUUCAGUGCCCAUCAGCUGUCAGUUCUGUUGCAGAAAACAAAUCCUCCACUGGACCUGAUGGAGCUUCAUCCCCUGAGGGCCCUGAACUUGCCUAUGUGCCUGCUGAUCCCGAACAGCUCGCUGCCCAUGUGCUAGCCAUGGCGUCAAGGGAAGCCGGACAGCCACCACCAUAUUCUAAUGUGUGGACCCUCUAUUGCCUAACUGACUUGAGGCAAGGUCAAAAGCCACCAUCCCCUGGCCAGCUGCCACAAGUGUCUGCUCCAAUUUACGCGAUGCGAGAAGAAAACAAGAGGGGAGACAUUCCAGCUUUCAUUUUAGUGGGCUCUACGGUUCAGACCGGGCGGGACUGGCAGGCUCUUCCUAGCCACGCUGUCUUCACACAGCAAGGGGCAGGUGCCAGGAGACUCACGGUAGUCCCAGUCCCCGUAGCCAGGCCAGCUGAUGAGGAAACAGGCAGGCCGGGUGUGCCAGACUUUAUCUCGGUUGCCAUCCCUCUGGAUAACGUGAUGUCUGCCAAGCAAGGCUGA